GGACAGGCCGAGGCCGAGGGUGGGAGACGGGGCGGUGGGGAGAGGAAGCCGCUGAUGGGAGAGCGGCGGUGAAGCGGCAGCCGGUCAGGAUGGACGUGGAGGAGGAGCACAUGACGACGCUGCUGUGUAUGGGCUUCUCGGAGCCCGCCACCAUCCGCAAGGCGCUCCGCAUGGCCAAGAACGACAUCAACGAGGCCGUGGCCCUGCUCACCAACGAGAGCCCGGGCCUGGGCUACGAGCCCAUCGAGAGCGGAGACCGGCUGGGCGGCGGCGGCGGCUCUACCAGCGGCGGCGGCGGAGGCGGUGGCGGCGGCGGCGGAGGAGGAGGAGGAGGAACCGGGGGUGGGACCGGCUCCCGCGGAGGCGGAGGGGACUAUAGCCGGAGCGGGUUCGACCCGCCGCCCGCCUACGAUGAGGUGGUGGAGGUGGAGAGGAGUAAUGACGAGAAUGGAAACUGUUCAGAAAACAUUGAAUUUCCCACCACAAAUUUGUACGAACUGGAGAGUCGUGUGUUUACUGAUCACUGGUCCAUCCCUUACAAACGCGAGGAAUCGCUGGGCAAGUGCCUGAUUGCAUCCACGUGCCUCGCACGGCUCGGUCUUGCUGAUGCCGAUGAAAAUUGCAAACGGUUCAUGGACAGGUGUAUGCCAGAAGCUUUCAAAAAGUUGCUGACAUCAAGUGCUGUCCACAAAUGGGGUACUGAAAUCCACGAGGGCAUCUACAACAUGCUGAUGCUGUUGGUGGAUUUGGUUGCUGAGCGAGUCAAACAGGACCCAAUACCCGUUGGCCUUAUGGGAGUCCUCUCAAUGGCUUUCAAUCCAGAUAAUGAAUACCAUUUCAAGAACCGAAUGAAAGUGUGCCAGAGGAGCUGGACAGAUGUUUUUGGUGAUAGUAAAUUAUACGCUGUCUCACCACCAGCUAAUUUACAGAAGGAACCACACGGGUGGCUCAUAGAUCUGGUUAAUCGGUUUGGUGAGAUGGGCGGCAUCACAGAUCAGACCAAACUUGGUACAGAGGAUAUCGAAACUGCAGCAGUUUCUGCAUUGGUGCAGCCGCUGGGAGUGUGUGCUGAGUAUUUAAACCCAGCAGUAGUACAGCCCAUGCUGGACCCUGUCAUUGAUAAGAUGAUUCGAUAUGUACAAAGUUUGGAGGAAAAGGAUCUAAAAGACAAGAGACUGGUGACUAUUCCAGAGCUCCUCUCUGCUAUUAAAUUGCUGUGUAUGCGGUUUCAGCCAGACUUGGUAACCAUUGUAGAUGACCUUCGACUGGAUAUCCUCCUACGCAUGUUAAAAACACCCCACUUCAGUGCAAAAAUGAAUUCACUGAAAGAGGUUACGAAACUGAUCGAAGAUAGUACAUUGUCAAAAUCUGUGAAAAAUGCAAUUGAUACAGAUCGGUUGUUAGACUGGCUGGUAGAAAACUCAGUACUAUCAAUAGCACUUGAAGGAAACAUUGACCAGGCACAAUACUGUGACAGAAUAAAAGGAAUUAUUGAGCUCCUCGGUAGUAAACUCUCCUUGGAUGAACUUACUAAGAUCUGGCGCAUACAGGCAGGGCAAUCGUCAACUGUUAUUGAAAAUAUCCAUACCAUUGUUGCUGCGGCUGCCGUGAAGUUCAGUUAUGACCAGCUUAACCAUCUCUUUUUACUGAUACAGAAGAGUUGGGAGAUUGAGAGUGACCGAAUUCGGCAAAAACUGCUCAGCCUUAUAGGAAGGAUUGGCCGAGAAGCUCGUUCAGAAACUACAACAGGAAAGGUUCUGGAAGUGCUAUGGGAACUUGCGCAUUUACCGUUACUACCCACAAACUUAGUCCAGCAGGCACUGGAGGAACAUCUCACAAUACUCAGUGAAGCAUAUGCAGUGAAGGAACAAAUCAAGAAAAGCUACAUCAUCAAAUGUAUAGAAGAUAUUAAGAAGUCAUCCCAGCAAAGUAACCAGCAGCCAGUUUGGGUGGUUCCAGCUUUGCGUCAACUUCAUGAGAUUACUAGGUCCUUUAUCAAACAGACCUAUCAGAAACAAGAUAAGAGCAUCGUCCAGGAUUUGAAGAAGAACUUUGAAAUCGUGAAGUUGGUGACUGGGAGUCUGGUAGCAUGUCAUCGACUAGCUGUUUCUGCAGCAGGCCUAGCAGGGCUUACAGGCUUGACUUUGGUAGAUGGCAGAUAUACCCAUCAGGAAUACCUGGAAGCUCACCUGAAGUUCCUUGCAUUUUUCCUUCAAGAAGCCAGCCUUUACAUUGGCUGGAAUCGGGCCAAAGAAAUCUGGGAAUGCCUGGUUUCCGGACCUGAUAUUUGUGAGCUGGAUCGGGAGCUGUGUUUUGAAUGGUUUACCAAAGGACAGCACGACCUUGAGAGUGAUGUGCAACAGCAACUCUUUAAAGAGAAAAUCCUCAAGCUGGAGCCCUACGAGAUCACCAUGAAUGGGUUUAAUCUCUUCAAAGCUUUCUUUGAGAAUGUAAAUCUAUACGAUCAUCGAUUAAAACGACAAGGGACGCAGUUGCACGUAGAAAAGCUUGAGCUAAUAGGAAUGGACUUUAUCUGGAGAAUUGCCAUGGAGUCGCCGGAUGAAGAAAUUGCCAAUGAAGCAAUUCAGCUGAUUAUUAAUUACAGCUAUAUCAGCCUAAAUCCCCGACUAAAAAAGGACUCUGUUUCACUGCAUAAAAAAUUUAUAGCAGAUUGCUACAAGCGCUUGGAAGCUGCCAGUUCAGCUCUAGGAGGCCCAACUCUGACGCACGCUGUUACUAGAGCAACCAAAAUGUUAACAGCUACAGCUAUGCCGACUGUGGCUACAUCAGUGCAGUCACCAUCCAGGUCAACUAAACUGGUCAUCAUUGAGCGGCUGCUGCUGCUUGCAGAACGAUAUGUGAUCACAAUAGAGGAUCUGUACUCUGUUCCUCGGACUAUCCUACCUCAUGGUGCCUCCUUCCACGGACAUCCUCUAACACUCACCGUUAUCUGUGAGUCCACAAAAGACUCCUUUAGUAUAGAGGCUCAUAGCAAUGAGACUGUUGGGAGUGUUCGGUGGAAGAUGGCAGAGCAUCUCAGCUGUCCUGUGGACAAUGUGCAUAUAUUUGCCAAUGACAGUCUGCUGACCAUGAACAAAGAUCAAAAGCUUUUGCAUCAACUGGGAUUUUCAGAUGAGCAAGUACUUACUGUAAAGACACCUGUAAUGGGAACCCCUUCGGGCACAUCAGUUGACCCGUCAGCCAGUGGCAGCAGCAGUGUCUUCAACUCUGCUUAUGCUAUGGAACAGGAGAAGUCUCUGCCUGGGGUAGUGAUGGCACUGGUGUGUAACGUAUUUGAUAUGCUUUACCAGCUUGCCAAUCUUGAGGAGCCACGGAUAACCCUACGGGUUCGAAAGUUGCUGCUACUAAUUCCAACUGACCCUGCCAUCCAGGAAGCCCUGGAUACACUUGAUGCUUUGGGCAGAAAGCAAAAAACCCUGCUGACAGAUUCUUCCAGUCAUCAAGCUUCCAAGUCCCCCUCGCUUUCCUCCAAGCAACAGCACCAGCCAAGUGCAAAUACCAUUCUGGAGAGUCUGUUCCGAUCAUCUGCACCAGGAAUGUCCACCUUCAGAGUGCUGUAUAACCUUGAGGUUCUCAGUUCCAAGCUGAUGCCCACUUCAGAUGACGAGAUGGCAAGAAACUGUGCUAAAUCUUUCUGUGAAAACUUCCUCAAAGCGGGAGGGCUGAGUUUGGUAGUGAAUGUAAUGCAGAGAGAUUCCAUUCCAUCUGAGGUGGAUUAUGAGACGAGGCAGGGAGUGUACUCGAUCUGUUUGCAGCUUGCAAGGUUUCUAUUAGUUGGACAGACUAUGCCUUCUUCUCUGGAUGACGAUUUCCUGAAGGAUGGAAUGGAAGCCCUAUCCUCCCGGCCGUUCCGUAAUGUUAGCCGGCAAAGCAGCCGUCAGCUGUCAGUGUGUGGGAACCAAGACAAGUCCACAAUGAGGCAGAUUUCUUUGACGUCAGACAGGUCAUCCAUCCGGAUUGAGGAAAUUAUACCUGCUGCUAGAGUAGCAAUACAGACAAUGGAAGUAAAUGACUUCACCUCGACAGUGGCGUGCUUCAUGCGGCUCACCUGGGCCGCAGCGGCUGGACGCCUUGACCUGGUCGGGAGUUGCCAACCGAUUAGAGAGAGCACCAACUCCCUGUUUGCUGUUGGCGUUCGAAGUCGGCUCAGCAGUUCAGGCAGUACGGGCAGCACUGGAAGUGAAGGAGAAUCGACGACACUUCACGCCGGGAUCUGUGUGAAGCAGCAUUCAGUCUCCACCAAAGACACCCUCAUUGCUCGAGAGGCCUUAUCUCUUCUGGUCACUUGUUUACAGCUUCGGUGCCAGCAAUUAGGUUCUUUUUAUAAUCUUCCUUGUGUGAGUGAUUUUACCAUCGACAUUCUGCUUGGGUCUCCCAGUGCUGAGAUCAGGAGGGUAGCCUGGGAUCAGUUGUAUACUCUGAGUCAGACAGAUACCUCCACAAACCCAGAAAUCCAGAAGCCCAAUCAGUUCCUGCUGCGAGUGGUUCUGACAGCACAGCUACCCCUCUGGUCCCCGACCAGCAUCAUGCGGGGAAUCAACCAAAGGCUUUUGUCCCAGUGCACAGAGUAUUUUGGCUUGAGGUGCCAACUGUUGGAUGACUUAACAUCUUCCGAAAUGGAACAACUGAGCAUCAGUCCUGCUGCUAUGUUGGAAGAUGAAGUUAACUGGCUCGACAAUUUUGAGCCCACAUGGACUGCGGAAUCUGAGACCAGCGAGUCAGAUAAUGUUCUGCUUGCAGGACAUCUGCGCCUUAUCAAAACUCUGCUGUCUCUCAGUGGCCCAGAAAAGGAAUUGCUCGGCCAAUCUUUAAUCAAACAGUUGAUGGAAGACUUCCUGUUUCGUGCUUCCAAGAUCAUCUUGACCAGUCACAGUACAGCUGGGAGCCAUUCGCUCAGUCAACAAGAUUUCCAUCCAAAGUGUAGUUCGGUAAAUAGCCGACUUGCUGCUUAUGAGGUGCUGGUUAUGCUCGCAGACAGCUCUCUGAGUAACCUCCAACUCAUCUGUGGUGAACUUCUCUCAAUGCACCAUCAGUUUGAUCCUGAACUCACAAAGGAGUUUGAGUAUUUGCCUCCUGUUGACAACCGCUCGGUCUCUGGGUUUGUGGGACUGAAGAAUGGAGGAGCCACUUGCUAUAUGAAUGCAGUGUUUCAGCAGCUUUACAUGCAGCCUGGAUUACCAGAGGCAAUGCUUUCAGUGGAUGAUGAUGCUGAGAAUCCAGAGGAAAAUGUGUUCUAUCAAGUUCAAUCCCUGUUUGGGCACCUGAUGGAAAGCAAACUCCAACACUAUGUUCCAGAGAUCUUUUGGAAGAUCUUCAAGAUGUGGAAUAAGGAGCUGUACGUGCGGGAGCAGCAGGAUGCAUACGAGUUCUUUACCAGCUUAAUUGACCAACUGGAUGAGCACCUUAAGAAACUUGGACGUGAACAGUUUUUUAAGAACACUUUCCAGGGCAUCUUCUCUGACCAGAAGAUCUGCAAAGACUGUCCUCACAGAUAUGAACGUGAGGAAGCUUUCAUGGCACUGAACCUGGGAGUAACAUCUUGCCAAAGCCUGGACAUCUCAUUGGAUCAGUUUGUAAGAGGGGAAGUGCUUGAAGGAGGCAAUGCCUAUUACUGUGAAAAGUGUAAAGAAAAGAGGACAACAGUGAAGCGGAUGUGUAUCAAAUCAUUACCCAACGUGUUAGUCAUCCAUUUGAUGAGGUUUGGAUUUGACUGGGAAAGUGGACGUUCAAUCAAAUAUGAUGAACAAAUACGAUUUCCUUGGCUUUUGAACAUGGAGCCGUAUACAGUGUCUGGAAUGGCACGGCAGGAGCUCUCUUCUGAACACGGUGAAAAUGGUAAAAUGGGUGAUCACAUGGGCGGAGGGUCUCCUAGGAAGAAAGGAGCACCGACUGAAAACUACGAACUGGUGGGCGUGAUUGUUCACAGUGGCCAAGCACACGCUGGUCAUUACUACUCCUUCAUCAAGGAUCGGAGGGCCGGUGUUAAAGGGAAAUGGUAUAAGUUUAAUGAUACAGUGGUGGAGGAGUUUGAUCUAAAUGAUGAGUCCCUGGAGUACGAGUGUUUUGGUGGAGAGUACAGACCCAAAGUCUACGAUCAAUCCAACCCCUAUCCUGAGGUCCGCCGCCGAUAUUGGAAUGCCUACAUGCUGUUUUACCAGAGAACAAUGGACCAAAACUCCCCAGUUUUACCAAAGAAAAGCCGAGUUAGUGUUGUUCGGCAAGAAGCAGAGGAUCUCUCAUUGUCGGCCCCAUCCUCCCCAGAGGUGUCGCCUCAAUCAUCCCCUCGUCCUCACAGGUCAAACAAUGACCGCCUCUCGCUAUUGACUAAGCUGGUGAGGAAGGGAGAGAAGAAGGGUCUUUUUGUGGAGAAAAUGCCAACCAGAAUCUACCAGAUGGUACGAGAUGAGAACUUGAAAUUUAUGAAGAAUCGCGAUGUGUUCAACAGUGACUACUUCAAUUUUAUUCUCUCGUUGGUUUCAGUCAAUGCAACUAAACUGAAACAUCCCCAAUACCAGUCCAUGGCAAAGGUCAGCCUGAGACUUGCCAUCCAGUUCCUCUUCCAAACUUAUCUACGAACCAAGAAAAAACUCAGGGUGGAUACAGAAGAAUGGAUCGCCACCAUCGAUGUGCUGGUGUCUAAAAGCUGCGAGGCUUGCCAAUGGCUGAUUGAAUUCCUCAUUGGAUCUGAGGGACGGGAAUUAAUAAAGAUCUUUCUUCUGGAAUGCUGUGUAAGGGAAGUCCGAGUGGCUGUUGCUACCAUCCUAGAAAAAACCCUUGAGAGUGCCUUGCUUUAUCAGGACAAGCUGAAAGGACUGGACCAUUUGCUGGAGGUGCUGCUCGCCCUUCUCGACAAAGACGUGGCGGAGAACUGUAAAAACUGCUCCCAAUACUUCAUUCUCUUCAACAAUUUUGUACAAAAGGGUGUCAAGGCCUGUCAGCUGCUAUUCAAACACUCCGCAUUUAAGAGAAUGCUCAGUUUUUUGCUGGGUCCCCCAAGACAGAACAACCAGAAUCGACGAUGGAAUUCUGCACAGGCCCGUGAGUUCUGGUAUCUCCACACCACAUUAGCAUCACUAGUCCUGCUCUCUGACAUUUCAUCCCUAAUGACUAUUGAUCCUGGUCAGUAUAAACGGAAUAUACCAAACCCCCAAAUACCACUGCACCAAGAUGUGGAAGCUCUACUCUUCAGACACGAUGGUCAGGCUUACCUGCUUGAGGUUAUGUUUGCCAUGCGGGAGCUGACUGGGUCUCUGUUAGUCCUCUCUGAGAUGGCUACUUACUGCUGUUUCUGCAAUGAACAUUUUUCUCUUAGUGUGCUACAGAUGAUUAAGAAUCAGUUGGAGACAGCUCCGCCCCAUGAACUGAAGAAUAUCUUUCAACUACUGCAUGAAAUUCUGGUAAUUGAGGAUCCAUUGCAAUGUCAACGGCUGAAGUUUGCUUUCGAGUCAGAAAAAGGACUGCUGGCCCUAAUGCAUCAGAGUAACAAUGUUGACAGCAGUCGCUGCUACCAGUGUAUCAAAUUUCUGGUCAUCUUGGCUCAGAAGUGUACAGCUGCCAAGGAUUACUUUCGGGAACACCCACAUCACUGGAGCUGGGCUGUACAAUGGUUGCAGAAGAAGAUGUCUGAACAUUACUGGACCCCACAGAGCAACGUGUCAAAUGAAACCUCAACCGCAAAGACUUUUCAACGCACAAUAUCAGCACAGGACACAUUGGCUUAUGCCACAGCUCUCCUGAAUGAGAAGGAACAGUCUGGGAGCAGUAACGGGUCAGAGGGUAGCCCUGCCACAGAGAAUGGAGAUAGGACAUUAAGACAGGGCUCAGAAUCUCCCAUGAUGUUGGGUGAAUCCAGAAGUGACCUUGAUGAUAUGGAUCCAUAACGACAACUGGAACAAACAGCUGGCACAGAGAAUCCUCUAAAUAGUGUUGAAUCACGGAAUCCUUUUGACACUGAAAGACAGGGCAGAGUACCACAUGGCUUUGGAAAUGGAUCGGUUUAGGGAGAAUGUGACUCCCGGUUUGCAAACAGUGGGCCUUUAAGAACUGUUAAUGCAGUGAACUGAAUGUUCACUGACUAAAUAGUAGUAAACCUAAAUCCAAGUAUCUCUCCUCCUGUUUGUUGACUUUUGUCUGGGAAGAGAUAAUUAGUACUUGUGAAUAUUCAGUUGGAAAAACAAUUUUUUAUCUCAUGAUUUCAGUAGUAACUGCGGAAGGAUUGAUUAAAAUUUUAGUAAAAUCUCAUGGGGGUCAGGUUAGGGUUAGGGAGAGCUCACUGGAUAUUUGUAUAAUAGUUCCCAGAGGUUUUUUUUGAAUAACCAAAUGCUGUGUGGUCAUACAGUGACAUAGAUUUAAUUUUAUCUGUAUAAUAGAACAAACAUAUGGAUAACUGUUCUGUUCACAAUAGGUCAUGUAUUAUGUGUCUCAGAAUAUUUAGUAUGGUCCCAGGUGCUUUUUAUAAGAUUAAUUUUAUAAGAUGGGUAAGCGGGAGUGUUUUGAGCUAUUCUAAGAGUAUACCUCAUUGUAUACCUCAUUAAAAAGGCAACCUGGCACUUUAUUAAAUAUUACAUCUUUUAAUCAGUGCAAUUGUUUUUCUUUUUAAAUCCAUGUAAAUCCAUGUAACAGAAAAAAAAUUCCAACAAUAGUAACAUAUGUUCAUGCCACUGGGUGUUUAGGGAUUCUGAAGGUCCGAAUCUUUACCAUUUAUACCACAAGUGAUAGCAUUUUGAUUGAUGAGAUCUAAACUGAUAUUUCACCGACCAUAAUAUCUUUAUCAUGUCACAGUAACUAUUCCAAUGCCACAGCAAUUUCCUUCUGACGUAAAAUAGCUUAACUGUUUUCAGUGUUCAAAAUAACAAGUUAAUAUUUUUUAAAAUCACAUUGGUUUUUGACACCCAUAUGAUCUAAAUAGAACUGUAACGGGCAACUGUGUAAUAUUUAUUUCACCAAUGAAGGUCACCAACACCCACAAUCUCAUGCCUCAUACUUGUGGUUUAUGAGGUUAUCCUGAUCAGUAGGUUUGUUCAUGCAUAUUUAUGGACACAGAUCAUCCAUUACCUAGUAAUUAGUGCACAAGACAGUAAUCUAUCUGGGUUAAAUGGCAUUGAUGGCUUUCUUUGGAACCACUUCUAGUCAUUUAAAUCUUGGUAUCCAAUUACAAGCUUGAAAUAACUUGUAUUGCUCUUGUUUUGUUCUUGUGUUUUUAUGGUGAGACUCCCUUUUUUCUUCCCUUCCUCUUUCUAUUGAUCUUUCCAGGUCCUGCAUCAUGAAGGCUAAACUAGUGUGACCUGCUCUAAGCCACCUCCAAUGCUGCUCUGAAAUUGGCCUUUGUGGGAAGAGUGUGGCUGGUCUCGCUGACUGUCCAGCCUUGUGCAUUUGUGUGCGGGUGUCUCUCUCUCUCUCUCUCUCUUUCUCUCUGCUGAAGUAGUCAAGAUAAGUGAUCUUGGCACAUGGGAGAUUGCAGGCACAACCCUGCAUUUCACCACGGUGACCCUGCACCACAAAAGUGUCAUUUAUUUGAAUGUAUAUUGUUAUUUUAUGUUGUAUUUUUAAGUAACCAAUGUCCUGGUGGAUGCUGAUAUCCACUGUUUCAUGUCAUCUGAUGUGUGGUGUAUUCUAAUCUAAAGAGAAUCGAUUUUCUUUUACCCAUUUAAAGAUUAUAGAAUGAUCAAUAGAGAAAUAAUGCAGCUUGUUAUAUAAUCGGUGUUACACACUUGCCUGUUACAUAACCAUCUGUAAAAUUAUGAGAGCCCAUGUUAAUGCCAGAUGUAUGUUUCUUUUUGGAGGGGACGGUCAGAAAGAUUGAAAUAUCGUAUGUAAAUACAUUAAAACGUUACUACAGUA
Callorhinchus milii (elephant shark) is the source of this 9861-nucleotide messenger RNA. RefSeq names its product ubiquitin specific peptidase 24 (gene usp24). The record is from RefSeq and is a predicted model, not a curated record. Gene Ontology annotation, biological process: protein deubiquitination. Lineage: Eukaryota; Metazoa; Chordata; Chondrichthyes; Chimaeriformes; Callorhinchidae. Gene Ontology annotation, cellular component: cytosol; nucleus. Gene Ontology annotation, molecular function: cysteine-type endopeptidase activity; cysteine-type deubiquitinase activity; protein binding.